UCGGCUGCGCGAGGACGGGACGGGACGGGGGGCGCGUGCACACACCGCGGCCGGCGGCAACUGUUCCUCUUUAUUUUUCAUUUUCUUCUCCCGAAAAGCUUCACCACAUCACAUAACCGACCCACCGGCGGCAGAUCACCGUCACCCGCGGGAUUGCGUGAGGUCAGUGGUGCGCGGCCUCCGGGAGAAACUUUCGGGACAGCGGCGUGAAUCUCGCCUAGCUCCGGGAUUUAACGAGAGCGGAAUUUACACGACACGACCAGAAAUACUGGAGAAAUACCGUCAAAAACGGUGAAACUACAAUAAAUGUGAGAAACAGACUGUCGCGGCGCCCCCUCCCGUGUCCUCCGGUGAAACUGACGGUAAAGUCUCUCAUCCGACUCAUCAGCUCAUCUGAACUUCAUGAGGAGCGUGUGACCGGACAGAAGGACACACACACACUCUCUCUCCCUCCCUCCCUCACACACACACACACACACACACACACACACACACACACACACACACACACGCACUCUCUCUCUCUCUCUCUCUCUCUCUCCCUCACACACACACACACACUCUCUCUCUCUCUCUCUCUCUCUCUCUCUCACACACACACACACACACUCUCACACACUCACACACACACUCUCUCUCUCACCCUCACACACACACACACACACACACACACACACUCUCUGUCUCUCACACACACACACUCACACACACACACACACACACUCUCUCUCUCUCUCCCUCACACACACACACACUCUCUCACUCACACACAUACACACACACACACUCACACACACACACACACACACACACUCUCUCUCUCUCUCCCUCACACACACACACACACACACACACACACACACACACACACUCUCUCACUCACACACAUACAUUCUCUCUCUCUGUCACACACACAUUCACUUACACACACACACACACACACACACACUUACACACACACUCACAUUCACCAGCAGCUGAACGGGAUUCGGUGAAGGAUGGCUGCCUCAGUGAAGGUGGCAGUAAGAGUUCGGCCCUUCAACUCCCGUGAAAACAGCAAAGAUGCCAAAUGUGUCAUACAGAUGCAGGGAAACACUACCUGUAUCUGGAACCCCAAACAGCCCAAAGACGCAGCAAAGAACUUCAGCUUUGAUUAUUCCUACUGGUCUCACAGUACGGAGGAAGACCCAGCGUUUGCGUCUCAGCGUCAGGUGUAUCUGGACAUCGGGGAGGAAAUGCUGCUUCACGCGUUUGAGGGUUAUAACGUGUGUAUAUUCGCUUACGGUCAGACCGCUGCGGGAAAAUCCUACACCAUGAUGGGCAAACAAGAACCGGGACAACAAGGCAUCAUACCUCAGAUGUGUGAGGAUCUCUUCCAACGCACCAAUGAGAACACAGAUCCUGAGCUGUCGUACUCUGUAGAGGUGUCGUUUAUGGAGAUCUACUGUGAGCGAGUGAGAGAUCUGUUGAACCCAAAGAGUAAAGGAGCACUCCGAGUCAGAGAGCAUCCCAUCAUGGGUCCGUAUGUAGAAGACCUGUCCAAACUCGCUGUGACAUCAUAUGAUGACAUCAGAGACCUCAUGGACGUGGGAAACAAGGCCAGGACGGUGGCGGCGACAAACAUGAAUGAAACGAGCAGUCGAUCGCACGCUGUCUUCACUAUCGUCUUCACGCAACGCCGCCGAGAUCAGCUGACCAACCUCGACACAGAGAAGGUGAGUAAGGUGAGUCUGGUGGAUUUGGCGGGCAGUGAGCGAGCAGACUCAUCAGGUGCUAAAGGCGUCAGAUUGAAGGAAGGAGCAAAUAUUAAUAAAUCUCUCACUACACUGGGGAAGGUCAUAUCUGCACUGGCUGAAAUGCAAAGCAGCAAAAGAAAGAAGGCUGAAUUCAUCCCGUAUAGAGACUCAGUGCUCACCUGGAUACUGAAGGAGAAUCUGGGUGGUAAUUCUCGUACUGCGAUGAUCGCGGCUCUCAGUCCUGCAGAUAUAAACUAUGAAGAAACUCUCAGCACACUCCGAUAUGCUGACCGUGCGAAGCAGAUCCGCUGUAAUGCUGUAAUUAAUGAAGAUCCAAACGCUCGUCUGAUCAGAGAACUGAAGGAGGAAGUGAACAGACUGAGAGAUCUGCUGCUGUCACAGGGACUCAGUCAACUCGUCACACAACCAGCUGCUGAAGUUCAUAAUAACUGUGUUGGUGUGAGUCUCUUGCCUGCUGGCUCCGCCUUAAAUGGAGCUCCACCAGUCACAACACUCGAAACAAGAGACAGCUCCGCCUCUGAGGGCGACCUCUCCCCUGUGGAUGCUAAUAACCAAUUAGAAGAGUUUCAGGGGGAGAUAAUUACCAAUGAGGAAGCAGUGGAGAGACUUAAGGAAACAGAAAAGAUUAUCGCUGAGUUGAACGAGACGUGGGAGGAGAAACUGAGGAAAACUGAGUCUAUACGACUGGAGAGAGAGACUCUUCUGGCUGAGAUGGGCGUGUCCAUCAAAGAAGAUGGAGGAACUGUUGGAGUAUUUUCACCUAAAGGGACUCCUCAUCUGGUGAAUCUGAAUGAAGAUCCUCUGAUGUCCGAGUGUCUGCUGUACUAUAUCAAAGAGGGAGUCACCAGGUCCCCCUCGUGCCACCAAAACAGCGCCAACCCGCAUCUCAGAAUAGCAUUCAGAGAUGAUAUUCUUCUCAACACAAUUGUACAGAGUGGUUAUCUGAGUGUAACAAGGUUCUUAAGAUGGGCGAGGAGGAGGGUCGGUCAGAUGGAUGUGGACAUUAAGCUGAGUGGUCAGUUUAUUAAAGAACAGCACUGUGUGUUUUACAGCUUCAUCAACCACAACGGAGAAGUGGAAGUGGCUCUGGAGCCAUUGGAUGGAGCAGAGACGUAUGUGAACGGGAAGCAGAUCAGCGAGUGUGUGCUGCUCAAACAGGGUAACCGUAUCGUGAUGGGUAAGAAUCACGUGUUCAGGUUCAAUCACCCCGAGCAGGCGCGUCUGGAGAGAGAGCGCAGCACGUGUCUGGAGCAGCAGGGUGAGCUGGUGGACUGGAACUAUGCUCAGAGAGAGCUGCUGGAGAAGCAGGGCAUCGACAUCAAACUAGAGAUGGACAGGAGGUUACAGGAUGUGGAGAUUCAGUACCGCAGAGAGAAAGAGGAAGCAGAUCUACUGCUGGAACAACAGAGACUGUAUGCAGAUUCAGACAGUGGUGAUGACUCUGAUAAACGCUCCUGUGAAGAGAGCUGGAGACUCAUUUCAUCCCUCAGAGAGAAACUACCAGCUAACAAGGUGCAGUCUAUAGUGAAGCGCUGCGGUUUACCCAGCAGUGGCAAAUGCCGAGAGCCGUUAGGAGUGUACCAGAUACCACAGCGGCGGAGAAUCAGCAAAGACCCUGAGCAGGUGACCGUGAGCGAUCUAAAGUUACAGGCCGUCAAGGAGAUCUGUUACGAGGUGGCGCUCGGAGACUUCCGGCACUCUCGCCGCGAGAUGGAGGCGCUCGCCAUCGUUAAAAUGAAGGAACUGUGCCGCACGUACGGCAAACGCGACCCCACGGAGAAAGACACGUGGAGAGAGGUGGCUCAGGACGUGUGGGAUACGGUGGGCAUCGGAGACAAACGGGCGCACGAAGCGACUGAUGCCAACAUGGAGGGGGAAACCGGCAGAACCGGCGUGCACAAUCUGAAGGCGCACAUCGACAAACUGUCAGAUAUUUUACAGGAAGUUAAAGAGCAAAAUAACAUGAAGGACGAGGAGAUCAAAACGCUCAGAGACCGAAUGAUGAAGAUGGAGAGAAUCAUACCUGUACAACAGGAGGACGAAUCAUCAGAGGAUCUGACUGUGGAGGGUGGUGAGGGGCGGAGUGAUGACGAGGAUGGGUGUGGCUCUCUGGAGCUCCUCCCUAAAGAGGUGCGAGUGUCACGGCUGAUGGAGGAAGACCCCACCUUCCGAAGAGGGCGACUGCGCUGGCUCAAACAAGAGCAGACGCGCAUUCACAACCUGCAGCAGCAGCAAAUCACCAAGCGGCUGCACAGGGGUGGCGGGGAUGGUGAUGUCCACCUUCCCGGGACGGGCCGCUUCAUUCCGCCACAGGACUGCAAGCUGAAGUUCCCCUUUAAGAGCAGCCCACAGCACCGGCUGUCCUGGGGCCCGAACGCAUCUGCCGCGCAGGACGACGGUAAGGACGAGUGCGACGUCCCCUGCGUGCCGUCGCUUCCUCUACCAUUCCAAGUGCCUGUCGUCAUGCGCGCGCUCUCUCCCAGUCGCCCCUGGCAACCUCGCCAUUACUGCAAUGGCAAUCAAUUUCUGCAGCAACAGUGGCGCUACCGACGCAACUCGCUGGACGGCUUCACCCUGUCUGGCCACCAGGAUUACUAUAGCAACGGGCACCACAACAAUAACAACUCAAACCAACAGCACGCGAGGCGUGGUCGCUAUCAGAGACAGUCGCCGGGGCCUUGUGCACGUGGGGAGGGGGUGCAUGGCGCAGCAGCGUACACGCAAACGUACAACAGUCAUCAGCGCGCCGCCCUGCAAACGUACCAGACUUUACUGCACACACACACAGAGCAACAGCAUGCCACGAGCUGGACGCACAACCAAAAACCCCAGGGGUACAUCACCCCCCCACGCAUGAGGCGCCAAUUCAGCGCACCCGAACUGAAGAGCAAGGAAACACCCGUCUGAUGCAUGCACACCUGUGUGUGUGUGUGAGACCACAUACUUUACCCGCCUCCUAUCAGUUUUGAGGUGUGUGUGUUGUUGUUAUGUCAUGAAAUGCGAUUGUUUUGCUGGGUUAGUUAACACACAGUCUUGCGUAGUCCACUCCAUACAGCAGCCAAUCAGAUCAGAGCUUGUCGUUUUGAGAAAGCUCUGGCCAUUUGUAUGAGUAAUAUGCGUAAUGUGGACUGUUACACAAACUGACCCAAACUCCGGUAACAUUCAGUCGUCAGCGCCACAGUUUACGUGUUUUUCAGGAAGAUGUACCUCUCAGCAAUAACUCUUGCCUUUGCGUUAGUUUGUUCAACACUAGAUCUGGCCGUUUAUAUGUUCUGCCUCAGUGCCUUAUUGUGUGUGUGUGUGUGUGCAUUGAAUGUGCAAUAUAUGUCAUAAAAUUAUUUUCCUUCACUAUUAUUUUCAUAAACACUGGUUUGGAGAGCAUAUAGUUUUACCGUUUAUCGCACUGAUAGACGACUCUCAUUGAAUGAGAGAUCGGGCGCUGAAGCGGACAGUCCUCAGCUCCGUCUGUCACGAUUACAACAAACGUUACACAAGCAGGAGAAAGGUCUCACUUUCAUUAUGGUGUAUAGUAAACAGACACGCAGAUUUCACGUUCUGUAUGUUUGAAAUGCACCUUAUUUUCAUCCUAACUCCAUAUAAAGCCUCUGUGAUAAUGCACAGUGUAUGUAGGAUUUUUAUGGAAAGUUAGUCCUGUUGUCCACAUACGCGGUUGUGUUUAACAGCGUACUGUUUUGUGAUAAAUCUAUGCAAUUUUUAAAAUGGCAUAUCGGAUGAAACUAGAGACUCUACUCUUUUGACUCAAACAGGUUUCAAUGUGAAAACUUAAGCUGGUUUCUUACCAGAUGUAGUUUUGUUGCCGUAUCUCCGAAAGACAAACUCGACUGAGACUGGCACCAUGUUGUUGUCACAUGACUCGGUGCACUGAAUGUUUAACCCUUUAAUGACAGCCUAGAGCCUCCUGAACUGAGAUCAGCUGGUUUAAAAAUAAAAUAAAUGAAGCAUAGCCUAUAGCGAAGCCAAAACGUCAUGUCCACGCAUGUGGACGCGGGGUCUCUCGAGGUUAAUACAACACACAGCGAGAAGUGAAUGAUCUACUUACAGUACUCUUUACAUAAUAUUAAGAUAUUAUUCUGCUGGACUUCCUGUCGUGAGAGUUUAUAAGCACAUAUCACUAAAUUUGGGUCUUAUUAUCCUUCUAGUCAUUUACAUUGUGGUUAAUGACAGCGGAACUUUGUCACACUUGCCGGAAAUGUGGCCGCUUGCUUAUUCUGCGUUGCGAAUAAGAUGGAGAAACAACUUUUGUUUUUGAACGUUUAUCAGACAUUUAUAUUACUUAUAAAUAUGCACUCAGUCAGUCCAUCCAAUACAGCCAAAAACACAUUAAUUUAACCAUAAAUUAACAAACCCAUUUGUUAAAAAUGAAUCAGACCUCCCAACGUUAGGGGAAAAAACUGAAUGAGUGGAAUGUGAAGGAAAAAUAUGCAUGGUAAAGAAAGAUUUUACAGUGCUGGAAAGAUGAUUAGCAGGUGCCCAUCACUGAUGAUGUUACAAGUGAUGUUUAGGGUUCAAAGGUCAGUAGAAUGAAGACAUGGGAUUGUAGUGGAGUGGAGAUAUAAGUCGUGUGAGUUCGGUUUUUUAAGCUUUACUGAGAGCCAUGACAAGGAUGUGUUUAAAACCAUGAGAUGAAGAAAACUAUCUUUGCUGUUUAUUUUUAAUAUAGUUACUGUGCCUUCAGCGUGAUGUCAUUUUAAACAGAUCUCGUUCACUUCAACAGGAGUUUUGAAGAUGUUCUGUAAUUUGGGAUAGAAUUAGUCAUGAUUUUGAGACUCUGCAUUAGUGCAUCGUGUAGAUCUCACUGCUGUGAAAAACAGGAAACUACAGACACAAUGAAUGUUCAAAGAGACGUUUAAUACAAGAGUACAUGAAGUACAGUUGCUACGGUUAACACGCAAUACACUUAAAAUGCUUGCUCCGCCCCCAGCUUCUUCUGAUUGGUCCAUUGCUUUAUAACUGCACUGUGUUGUGUAAUAAAGAUUGUGUAUUGUCCUGUGUGAACGCCCCCCAAUGCGUUAUUUAUAAAUGCUCACCUUUGGGGUUUUAGACACGAAGUUCAGAGGGGCUUUUAUUUUGAGGCUGCUCUGCUGUGAUUGGUUCAGCAGAGUCACAGGUGGGCGGGUUUAUGCUAGAUUACCUGUCAGGACUUUCAGUAGAGAUGGAGAUAACGAAUGAUGAUGUCACUCUGUGUGGAGGGCAGUCACCGUGACAACCAGCAGAGGAUGGAGGUGAGAGAUGCUAAAUGAAUGAUUUCUGAUGAUGACCUUUGACCUUUAACAAUACAUGACAAUCUUUUGAUGAUGAUGAUGUCACUUAUUUACACUUUUGCAAACAAUUUAACGCCUUAAUAUGAUUGUUUAGUUUAAUCUUUAUUACUUUCUCAGUUUGAUUAUGAUUUUAUGAAUAAUUCAUGUUUUGUUAAGCUUUUGCAUGUGUGUGUGUGAAUGUGUGUGUGUGUUCACUUCUGAUGGGUUUAAAAACACGUGCGAUGUGAUUUUUAUUUGCAUACAUUCAUGCAUCUUCUUUACUGCGAGUAUACAGUGUGUGUGGGUGGGUGUGUGUGUGUGUGUGUGUGUUUGAGGGAAGCUGCUGCGCACAGAUAAAGCACUUGACUUCCUGUGUUCAAACAUGGUAAACCUCAUGUGUCUUUUUGGACACAAACUGAUGCUUCUGUUUUUAUUUUGGUUGCUUUUUCUUUGGAUUUUGAGUUACUUGGUUUUAAAAACCUCUGCAAUAAAUAAAAA
Messenger RNA from Myxocyprinus asiaticus (Chinese sucker), 7516 nucleotides. Its product is annotated as kinesin-like protein KIF1C. Gene Ontology annotation, cellular component: microtubule; axon; dendrite. Lineage: Eukaryota; Metazoa; Chordata; Actinopteri; Cypriniformes; Catostomidae. The record is from RefSeq and is a predicted model, not a curated record. Bases 999 to 4664 code for a protein of 1221 amino acids. The transcript is spliced from 24 exons. Gene Ontology annotation, molecular function: ATP hydrolysis activity; plus-end-directed microtubule motor activity; ATP binding. Gene Ontology annotation, biological process: microtubule-based movement; vesicle-mediated transport; cytoskeleton-dependent intracellular transport.